AUGCAGGUCGACAGACUGAGGUGUCAUGCACGAUCCUCCACUCUCCUGUCAUUACUGCAGUGUCCUCCACGGCCGACCUUCCCUGGCGUGUCCCCUUCUCCGUCCAACAUCCUCAGCGUGUCCCCUUCACCGUCCAACAUCCUCAGCGUGCCCCCUUCACCGUCCAACAUCCUCAGCGUGUCCCUUUCACCGUCCAACAUCCUCAGCACGACCCUUUCACCGUCCAACAUUCUCAUUACGACCCUCUCACCGUCCAACCUCCUCAACACGACCCUCUCACGCGUCCAACAUCUUCAACGUCUCUCUCACCGUCCAACAUCCUCAGCACGACCCUCUCACCGUCCAACAUCCUCAGCACGCUCUCUCACCGUCAACAUCCUCAACCCUCCUCAACAUCCAUUACGACCUCUCACCGUCCAACAUCUCAGCACGACCCUCUCACCGUCCAACAUCCUGCGACCUCUCUCACCGUCCAACAUCCUCAGCACGACCUCUUCCUCCAGCACGACCCUCUCACCGUCCAACAUUCCCCCCCUCUCAAACAUCCUGAACACGACCCUCUCUCACCGUCAACAUCCUCAGCACGACCCUCUCCCCGUCCAACAUCCUCAGCCGUCAACAACACCCUCUCACGCGUCCAACUUCAACACGACCCUCUCUCACCGUCCAACAUCCUCCACGACCCUCUCACCGUCCAACAUCCUCAGCCACGACCCUCUCACCGUCCAACGUCUCAACGACCCUCUCACCGUCCAACAUCCUGAACAUGACCCUCUCUCACCCCAUCCUCUCUCACCGUCCAACAUCCUCAACACGACCCUCUCACCGUCCAACAUCCACCGUCCAACGUCCUCAACACGACCCUCUCACCGUCCAACAUCCUCCUUUGACCCUCUCACCGUCCAACAUCCUCAACACGACCCUCUCUCUCACCGUCCAACAUCCUCAACACGACCCUCACCGUCCAACAUCCUCAGCACGACCCUCUCACCGUCCAACGUCCUCAACACGACCCUCUCACCGUCCAACAUCCUCAGCGACCCUCUCUCUCAUCCAACAUCCUCAACACGACCCUCUCACCGUCCAACAUCCUCUCUCACCGUCCAACAUCUUCAACACGACCCUCUCACCGUCCAACAUCCUCUCAACCGUCCAACAUCCUCCAACUUCCCUCUCUCUCACCGUCCAACGUCCUCCGACCCUCUCACCCGUCAACAUCCUCAACACGACCCUCUCUCACCGUCUAACAUCCUCAGCACGACCCUCUCACCGUCCAACGUCCUCAACACGACCCUCUCACCGUCCAACAUCCUGAACAUGACCUCUCUCUCUCACCGUCCAUCCUCAGACCUCAACCAACGACCCUCUCACCGUCCAACAUCCUCAACACGACCCUCUCACCGUCCAACAUCCUCAACACGACCCUCUCACCGUCCAACGUCCUCAACACGACCCCUCUCACCGUCCAACAUCCUCAACACGACCCUCUCACCGUCCAACAUCCUCAACGACCUCUACCGUCCAACAUCCUCAACACGACCCUCUCACCGUCCAACGUCCUCAACGACCCUCACCGUCCAACAUCCUCAACACGACCCUCUCUCCUCCACCAUCCAAACAUCCUCAACACGUCUCACCGUCCAACAUCCUCAACACGACCCUCUCACCGUCUCUCCAACGUCACUCAACAUCCUCUCUCUCUCCAGCAUGUCUCUCAUCGACCCUCUCUCCCGUCGUCCUCUCACAACAUCCCCAACACGACCCUCUCACCGUCCACAUCCUCAACACGACCCUCUCACCGUCUCAACAUCCUCACGUCCAGCCAUCCUCACCCUCUCACCGUCCAACGUCCUCAACACGACCCUUUCACCGUCCAACAUCCUCAACAACACCUCCAUCCUCUCUCACCCGUCACCGUCCAACAUCCUCAACACGACCCUCUCACCGUCCAUCCUCAACACGACCUCUCUCACCGUCCAACAUCCUCCUCUCUCUCACCGUCCAACAUCCUCAACACGACCCCUCUCUCACCGUCCAACAUCCUCAGCACACGACCCUCUUCACCGUCCAACGUCCUCAACACGACCCUCUCACCGUCCAACAUCCUCAACGACCCUCUCUCACCGUCCAACAUCCUCAACACGACCCUCUCUCUCAUCGUCCAACAUCCUCAACGACCCUCUCACCGUCCAACGUCCUCAACACGACCCUCUCUCUCACCGUCCAACAUCCUCUAACGACCCUCUCACCGUCCAACAUCCUCAACACGACCCUCUCACCGUCCAACAUCUCUCCAACAUCCUCAACACGACCCUCUCUCUCACCGUCUAA
Messenger RNA from Homarus americanus (American lobster), 2331 nucleotides. Its product is annotated as mucin-2-like. NCBI's taxonomy places the organism in Eukaryota, Metazoa, Arthropoda, Malacostraca, Decapoda, Nephropidae. The coding region runs from base 1 to 2331 and encodes 776 amino acids. The record is from RefSeq and is a predicted model, not a curated record. The transcript is spliced from 2 exons.